UCCACAAUGAGGGAAAGGAAGACAACAGAUCCAGUUCAUUUGUCCACAGAUCUGAGUAAAGGGAAGGAGAAGUUAAGACUGAAACGGGAGGUGGGCCUGAUUAGCAGCGUGUCAUUAAUUGCAGGCACCAUGAUAGGCUCGGGGAUCUUUAUGUCCCCUGAGUGGGUGCUACAUCACAUGGGGAACCCUGCCAGCAGCCUGCUGGUCUGGGCAGCAUGUGGGCUCCUGGCCAUGUUUGGAGCCUUGUCGUACGCUGAGCUUGGAACAAUAAUUAAAGAGUCUGGAGGAGAAUAUAUUUACAUUUUGAGGAUUUUUGGUUCUUUUCCUGCUUUCCUUUUCGCCUACACUUCUGUGAUCCUGGUGAGACCAGCUGGUUUGGCAGCUGUCUGUCUGAGCUUUGCUGAGUACGCCACUGCGCCGUUCUACCCAGGAUGCUCGUCUCCGCAGGUUGCCAUCAAAUGUACAGCUGCUGCCUGCAUCCUGAUUUUAACCAUCAUCAACUGUCUCAACGUGAGGCUGGCGACAUCUGUUAUGAACAUUUUUACAGCUGCCAAACUCUUGGCUUUGCUGGUGAUCGUGGUGGGUGGGUUGGUGCUGCUUGCCAAGGGACAAACUCAGAGUUUCCAGAAUGGUUUUCAAGGGACGACUGCAGGYAUUGGGGCAGUUGGAGUGGCGUUUUACCAGGGACUCUGGUCCUAUGAUGGAUGGAACAACCUAAAUUAUGUAACUGAGGAACUCAAGAAACCUGAGGUGACCCUUCCCAGAGCUCUGAUGAUUGCCAUUCCUUUGGUUACAUGCCUGUAUUUGCUGGUAAAUGUGAGCUACUUGGCAGCCAUGACUCCCUCUGAGCUGCUUUCUUCAGGAGCUGUGGCCGUCACUUGGGGGGACAAAGUCCUGGGCAGCUGGGCAUGGCUCAUCUCCCUGUCAGUGGCCCUGUCUACGUUUGGUUCAUCGAACGGCACAUUCUUCAGCGGAGGGCGUGUGUGCUACAUUGCWGCCAGGGAGGGCCAUAUGCCAGACAUUCUGUCCAUGGCUCACGUGCGAUGCCUCACGCCCUCCCCUGCUCUUCUAUUCACAUCUGCAAUGUCUUUAAUAAUGAUAAUAUCKGGAAACUUCACCAGUAUUGUGAACUUUUUCAGUUUUAUUGCAUGGCUUUUCUAUGGCAUAACUAUUUCUGGGCUCCUGUAUUUGAAAAUCAAGAAACCAGAACUGCCAAGAUCUUACAAGGUCCCAAUUAUCAUCCCCAUAAUCGUGCUGAUGGCAGCUGUGUACCUGGUGUUAGCUCCCAUCAUUGAUCAACCCCAAAUGGAGAUCCUCUACAUCGUCCUGUUCAUUUUCAGUGGUGUUGUUUUUUAUUUCYCACUGGUUCGCUUCAAGUACCACCCUCGCUUUUUGCAGAAAGUCACUUUACACCUCCAGUUGUUGCUGGAAGUUGCUCCARCUACCAAGGAUGCAAACUGAGAUAACAUCCUCCCUUCCCAUGGCUGCCUACACCUCAUGGUUUAUCCCAACACCUUGGUUUUCAAGGCUCACAAAAGAUUCUCUGUAAAGAGGAAUGAGUAGAACGAGAGUGACACUAAGUGUCCAGGUGUAAUGGACUACAGACAUGACUCCUCAUGUUUCCUUAAAAUUCUGGGGACAUGUUUUUCUCCUUUUCAGCUCUGCUUUGGCAAAUUCCAUACAKAUUCCAAAGGAAUAUGUCCUUUUGUAUUUUUCAUCCCAAGAAGGGCUAUUUGUCAAAAUCUCAGAUAUUAUUUUUCAAGGCAAAAGGCAGCAAAAGAUAGACAGUUAAAUACUAUUCUUCUACGGCCUGGGUCCCUAAGCCAUUCCUGGCAAUGCCUUUAAUUAUUUCCACCUAGUUCUGCCCACUGUGACUGUAGAGCAUCUCAAAUCAAUAAAGUAAGGGCUCACCAUACCCACAACAAUACAACUCUGGUAUUCACUCUGGAAAGACCUUGCUUGUUCCAGUCCCAGGUGCACAGUCACAACAGUCCUUUCUCUGUCUCAAAAAUCAUCCCACAUCUCCCACAGAGAAACCACUGACACAAGACAAGAAGUACUUUAAAACUCUGUCAAUUUACUUGAUUAAGAGUGCAGUUGUCAUCUGGGAUCCAUCCAUUCAUGAGGACACAGCAGCAUCACUCAAAUGCCACCAUUCACCUAAUAUGUUUCCCAUAAUUCCCCUGAAGACAACUGACUUCUUUUGUGACAAAGUAAGAAAAAAAACCCCRAACAACCCAACCAAAAACUCUGGAGCAUAUGUGCCAGCAAGACACUCUGCCUAGGAAUUAAAGAAACCACAUACUGGGCUACAUUAGGAGAAGUGUGGCYGGCAGAUGAAGGAAAUACUCUGUCUCUUUGGACUCAACACCUGAAAUCCCKCAUCCAGUGUUGGGCCCUGGUGUUCAAGACGGAGUUGUGAAGACCACAGAGCCAGUUGYCCUAAUAGCAACUCAGAGUAACAGCCACAAACUGUGGCUUGAGAUGUGCAGGCUGGACUUAGGGAAAAAUUCUUCACCAUGAGGAGCAGUGUGCAGGAAGGUAGUGAAAUCUCAGUUCUCUUACAUUUUCCACCACAACCAUUUCCACCAUAUGAUUCUAAAGGCACAGCAAAGAAGUCACGGGCUGUGCUCUCACCCACACCUAAUACACWGAAGUCACUGUUGUUUCCCAUUAUCUUGAGGCUCAACUGUUUUCUUCCUG
Molecule: messenger RNA, 2703 nt
Organism: Malurus melanocephalus (red-backed fairy wren)
Lineage: Eukaryota; Metazoa; Chordata; Aves; Passeriformes; Maluridae
Product: b(0,+)-type amino acid transporter 1-like
Exons: 6
Coding region: 7-1461 (484 amino acids)
Biological process (GO): amino acid transmembrane transport
Cellular component (GO): membrane
Molecular function (GO): L-amino acid transmembrane transporter activity
Source: RefSeq, a predicted model, not a curated record